Molecule: messenger RNA, 3102 nt
Organism: Xenopus laevis (African clawed frog)
Lineage: Eukaryota; Metazoa; Chordata; Amphibia; Anura; Pipidae
Gene: elp2.S
Product: elongator acetyltransferase complex subunit 2 S homeolog
Exons: 22
Coding region: 36-2576 (846 amino acids)
Biological process (GO): tRNA wobble uridine modification
Cellular component (GO): cytoplasm; nucleus; elongator holoenzyme complex
Source: RefSeq, a predicted model, not a curated record
CCUGCCUGUUUGAAUGUACCGCUCAAUAAUGAGUAAUGCGCAAUGGAGCGGUCACAUGGUAUGACCACAUGACCGUGACGUACGGCGGUCCCUUCCCAAACAUGUCUGCUGCCACAGUGCAACUUUCACAUGCUGCCUUCUCUGCAAAUCGCUGUCCUAACUGUGUAAGCUGGAGUCGGACUGGAGUUCUUGCAUGUGGGACCUGUCACUCCAUAGCACUGUACGACCCUCAGAAAAAAUUUGUUAUAUCCACUCUACAUGGCCAUACUGGAAGAGUAAACUGUGUGUACUGGAUUCAAAAGAAUGACUGUAGUGCUGAGACAGAAUUAGUGUCUGGAGGAUCUGAUAAGAAGGUGAUUAUCUGGACGUUAGAAAACAACAAGUGUACACAACCUGUUGCGCUUGAAGGUCAUAGAGAAGCAUUAAAUGCUGUUCAUGCUGUCUACACACAACGAUCUGAGAAUGAACUCCUCAUUGCUUCUACUGCAUCAGACUGCACUGUUCGAUUGUGGUUAAGAAGAAAUUUAACAACUGAAUGCCUUCAAACAUUAUCUUUUGAGAAGGGAUUUGUACUGGAUGUCUGCCUGUCUUUUCUUCCUGGAAGUUUAGUGCCAGUUUUAGCUUGUGGGGCAGAUGACAGCCAAAUUCAUUUGUAUGCAUUGCAGAACGAGCAGUUUGAAAAAACACAAGUACUUUAUGGACAUGAAGAUUGGAUAAGAGGAGUUGAAUGGGCUGUCACUGGUGAGAAUCUUUUUCUUGCAAGCUGUGCACAGGACUGCCUUAUUCGCAUAUGGAAGAUAUUUAAGAAAACUGCUACAGAUAAUUCCAAAACUGAAGAAGAAACCUGCAUCAAACUUAAGGAGAACAUAUUCACAGUAAAGGAAAAAGACACAGAAACUAGUUAUGCUGUUACUUUGGAGACCGUUUUGACUGGUCAUGAAAAUUCUGUUUAUGCUGUACACUGGCAGCCAUCUUUUUGUAGAGAUGGCAGCAUUGUACAGCCAAUGAGUUUACUAUCAGCUUCUAUGGACAAAACCAUGAUCUUGUGGGAGCCAGAUGAGGAAUCUGGAGUGUGGUUAGAGCAGGUCCGUGUAGGAGAAGUUGGAGGAAACACAUUGGGAUUUCUCGGCUGCCAGUUUAGCCCAGACAAGUCUAUGAUCCUUGCUCAUGCUUUUCAUGGAGCCCUGCAUUUGUGGAGUCGUGCGCCUAACAAACAGAAUGAAUGGGAUCCCAUGGUUGUUAUAUCUGGACACUUCAACAGUGUACAGGAUAUGAGGUGGGAUCCUGAAGGAGAAUUUGUAAUAACUGUAAGUGCUGAUCAAACAACAAGACUCUUUGGACCAUGGAAGAAAGAAGGACAGUCUCAUGUAACGUGGCAUGAAAUUGCAAGACCUCAGAUACAUGGAUAUGACAUGCAAUGUCUUGCUAUGAUUGGUAGAUUUCAGUUUGUUUCUGGAGCUGAUGAAAAAGUUCUAAGAGUUUUUGCAGCACCACGUAACUUUAUUGAAAAUUUCAGCAACAUUUCUGGAAUAUCUCUGGAGAAGCUUCUUUUAAAUGAAGACACCAAUCUUCCUGAAGGUGCUACUGUGCCAGCUUUGGGUUUGUCAAAUAAAGCAGUCUUUCACGGAGAGAUUUUUACCCCAUCAACUCAAGAAGAAGGAAAGUAUAACAGUGUCUCUGAACAGUACUCCCAGCCAUAUUUUCAACCUCUUAACCUUACAGAACCUCCACCAGAAAAUCAUCUUUUACAGAAUACACUUUGGCCAGAGGUUCAAAAGCUGUAUGGGCAUGGCUAUGAACUAUUUGCUGUAGCUUGUAACAGUGCCAAAACAGUCAUUGCGUCAGCAUGUAAGGCUUCCAAAAGAGAACAUGCAGCAAUUAUUUUGUGGAGCACUACAAGCUGGAAGCAGUUACAAAGUCUGUCUUAUCACAACUUGACUGUUACUCAGAUGGCAUUUUCUCCUGAUGACAAAUUCUUAUUAGCAGUUUCCAGAGAUAGAAACUGGUCCCUAUGGAAGAAGCACGAGGGCAUUCCAGAACAGACAGCGGAACCAGCCUUUAGUUUACAUACUUAUACUGACAAGAAUUCAAGUGUACAUAGUAGGAUUAUUUGGGCAUGUGACUGGACUCCAGAUAGCAAGUAUUUUGUCACAGGAAGCAGAGAUAAAAAGGUUAUUGUUUGGGGUGACUGCAGCCUUCCUUCUGUAAAGGAAGAAAAAGAUUCUGCACUUAUUAGGCCUUGUUCUAGCCUUCUAGAUACAGGAGACUCUGUCACAGCUGUUAGUGUCAGUCAGGUACUUGCACUGGAUGGAAGCUAUAUUAUAGCUGUUGGUCUGGAUUGUGGAAAGAUUCAACUGUACAAAUGGAAACACAGUGGAAAAGUGAAUGAUUGGUCAAAAUGUUUGGAGAUGGACCAGAGCCUUAGUCACACCCUGACUGUGAAGCAGCUUUGUUGGAGAAGUUGUUUGGGACGUGCAGGAUACAAUGAUAUUGAUAAUGGAGACUGGCUACAGUUGGCAAGCUGUGGGGCUGACCACUGUGUUAAGAUAUUUGAUGUUUACAGAAAAGCUCUAUGAUGAAUUCCAAGCAAUUAAUGUGUUUUACAGAUGUGAGAACAGUACCUUUACUGGCCUCAACAUGCCUUCAAAUAGAACAAAUACCAUUGUAUCGCCUAUGAUAAUGUUGUAAUUUACCCACAUGGACAGUGAGAACCACACAGACACACAACAUAGUGAUGAAAAAUGGUUUCUACAUUUGUGUAUAACAUCAUUUGGAGGAGUAUACAAUUUUGCCAUUCUCUGCAUUUUGGAACACUCAUACAUAAACAUUACAUCUGAAAGUUCUAUUCAUUAAAUACAAAAGUAUUUAUUUAUUUUGAAUGCUGAAUAAAAAAUUCUGACUCAUGUGGGGGAAAAAUAAAUAUAAUUUAUGUACACAUUCUGCUUUUUUAAAUAAAGGAAAACAGAAAAGUGCUUUUUAAGCCUCAGUGCUGUUCUGACAUUGUUUAAUAUUUAAAAGUUUCAGAUUUCAUAUUUGUUUGUUUUGCUAAAAUCAUUUAUACAUUUUCCUUCAAAAGUACCAUUAAAUAAUAAUAAUGUUUAA